AUGAUAGAGGAGGAUGCUACGUAUGAAUCUUUGAGCAUCCACAAAGGAGGCGACAACCAAGGCCAGGCAAUGUCUGUGGCUUUCAACCAAGGUUUUGAGAAAUUCCGACGGUUCGCUAUAGAUGUCCACAAAGAUAUUGACUGGGAUGCCAUAACCCCGUCUGCUGCACAGGAAAUCAUCUCCAGCGGUGCACACCCAAUAGAGCAAGGUCACCAACCAGCAAAAGGCAACGAUAAUGACUGGUGA
Messenger RNA from Prunus armeniaca (apricot), 246 nucleotides. The record is from the annotation of a GenBank genome assembly. Lineage: Eukaryota; Viridiplantae; Streptophyta; Magnoliopsida; Rosales; Rosaceae.